AUGUAUCGCCCACGUGAAACCAACCCGCAUUUUCUCUCCUUACAACCAGUAAACCAACCUCAGCCACCUGAGUCUAUCAUCAACCAACCCUUGCUCCCCUCGCAGCCACCACAUCAACAGCACCAGCCACCCCUGUCACAACCCAACCCUGGCAUUGACUUGCCUGUACAGCCACUGCCCGGUCCCAGUUAUGAGGUGCCUCCUCAACCACAACCACGACUACAGCGUCAAGGUAAACGAAGGGAGCGACGUGGAGCUGGCCUUCUGUCUGAUCCUACACGGCCACAACCCGGUGCUGGCCAAAUGUCGGAUCCCAAUCGGCCACCAUUUGCUGCUGCCCCCCUGUUGGAUCCCACACUCUUACAACUCGGUCCUGACAAUCACUCCCCUCCACACUCACAAGCACGUCGCCAACGACAACCUCAUGAUCCUGAACUUCUUGUUGCUGCUUCACCAAAAACACCCAAAAUGCCAAUGCAUUCAGAUCAUCCAGCAGCUCACCAACAGCAUCAAUCCUCAGCUCAGAAUAUCAUCCCACCCCGCAAAACCAAGCCUUUUACAUGGUGUAUUGCCAUCUUCUGUGCAAUCUUCUGGGUUCUGUUCAUUUUAAUAGGCCUUAUAAUCCUCAUAGUGUAUCUUGUAAACCACCCGAAAAGUCCAAAGUUUGAUGUCGCGGGAGCAAGCCUGAAUGCAGCAUAUCUCGAUACAAAUAAUCUCUUCAAUGCUGACCUUACCAUCUUAACCAACUUCACGAACCCAAACAGAAAACUAAGUGUGAACUUCAAACACAUUGUUAUCAGUCUCUACUUCGAUGGAGUUCCUAUUGCCACAGAGUACAUUGAUCAUUUCCAUUUAGGAAAGGCACAAUAUUUGCUUGCAAAUGUUCAAAUGUUGACAAGCCAGGUUAGGCUCUCUCAGGUUCGUAGCCAAAAGCUUGCAGGGCAGAUUGGAAGCGGCAGAAUCAGCUUCGAUGUUAAGAGUUUCUUUAGAGCAAAGUCGAAAUCGGGAAAUGUUCUCAAGUAUUCAUAUUCGUUGCAUGGUCUAUGUAGUAUCGUUAUGACACCUCCACCUGGUGGAGUUUUGGUGGCGAAAACUUGUGAAACAAAAAGCUAA
Molecule: messenger RNA, 1113 nt
Organism: Daucus carota subsp. sativus
Lineage: Eukaryota; Viridiplantae; Streptophyta; Magnoliopsida; Apiales; Apiaceae
Exons: 1
Coding region: 1-1113 (370 amino acids)
Cellular component (GO): plasma membrane
Source: RefSeq, a predicted model, not a curated record